This is a messenger RNA of Odobenus rosmarus divergens (Pacific walrus), 804 nucleotides long. RefSeq names its product ZW10 interactor-like (gene ZWINT). Bases 1 to 804 code for a protein of 267 amino acids. Gene Ontology annotation, biological process: mitotic sister chromatid segregation; mitotic cell cycle checkpoint signaling; establishment of localization in cell. The transcript has 6 exons. Gene Ontology annotation, cellular component: kinetochore; dendrite; cytosol. The record is from RefSeq and is a predicted model, not a curated record. Lineage: Eukaryota; Metazoa; Chordata; Mammalia; Carnivora; Odobenidae.
AUGUGUCUGUGCACGCCAGCAGUCUCCCGUUUCCUCUGUCUUCUUCCUCCCAGGGCCCUGGCCAAGCUGGCAGACAUCCUGGAGCCCAUUGGCCGGCAAGAAGAGGCAGAACUGCCGGCCCAGAUCCUGGCGGAGUUUGUGAUGGACUCCCGCAAGAAGGACAAGCUGCUCUGCAGCCAGCUUCAGGUAGUAGACUUCCUGCAGAAUUUCUUGGCUCAGGAGGAUGUUGUCCAAGGAGUAGACCCCUUGGCUUCUGAAGACACCAGCCGGCAGAAGGCACUUGCAGCCAAGGAGCAAUGGAAGGAGCUGAAGGCCACCUACCAAGAGCAUGUAGAAGCCAUCACAGGUGCCCUGACCCAGGCCUUACCCACGAUGGAGGAGGCUCAGAGGAAGCGGGCGCAGCUCCUGGGAGCCCUGGAAGAGCUCCAGGCCAAGAAGCAGGUGGCCACGGAGAGACUGAGGACAGCCCAGAAGCAGUGGCAGCUGCAACAGGAGAAGCAUCUGCAGCAUCUGGCAGAAGCCUCUGCAGAGGUGAGGCAGCGGCAGAGAGGGAUGCAGCAGGAGCUUGAGCGGCUGUCUCAGGAACUUGGAACACUGCAGGAGCAGGCGGGGCAGAAGCAGGACACGCUUCACAGGCACCAGGCCUUCCUCCAGCUGCUACAAACUCUGCAGGGUCAGCUGCCGUUCCCCGAGGCAGAGGCAGAGCUGCCACGGAAGCUGGAUCUUCCUGAGGAUGAGCCCCAGGAGCAGAAUCCUGGGGCUAUCAUAGGGAAGGACAGGAGUGUGCCAUCCAAGGUGAAUUGA